Messenger RNA from Nicotiana tabacum (common tobacco), 1126 nucleotides. Its product is annotated as protein SOB FIVE-LIKE 5. NCBI's taxonomy places the organism in Eukaryota, Viridiplantae, Streptophyta, Magnoliopsida, Solanales, Solanaceae. The record is from RefSeq and is a predicted model, not a curated record. Gene Ontology annotation, biological process: cytokinin biosynthetic process.
ACAGGUCUACGAAUUUAAGCCUUCAUUCUCCUCUUUGGUCUUUUCCUAUCUCCACCUUAAUUUCUUUUAGCCUUUCCCCCUCAAAAUCCCAACACUACUUAAUAAAGUGACUACUCAUAACACUACAUCACAUAACACAUUACACUUUCUUUUCUCUUAGCCAAAAACCAAAAAAAAAAAAAAAAGACACCCCUUUUGAUUUUCUUGGUUUAGAAAAAAAAAGUAUGGAUUAUGGAAUUUUUUCAGAUUCAGAAUGUAGUAGUGGAUGUGAGUCUGGUUGGACUUUGUACUUGGAAAAUUCUGUUCUUCCUCCUAUGAAUUCUUGCAAUACCAAUAAAUUUUCACCAUUUUGUGAAGCUGAAAAGAGUGUAAAAACAGAACAAGAAGAAGAAGAGGAGGAUUUGUCUAUGGUUUCUGAUGCAUCUUCUGGACCUCCACAUUUUAAUGAAGAGGAUCAAGAUUAUGGCCACAACAAUAAUGGCUUCUUUUUUCAUGCCCCAAUUAAUGGCACAUUGCCUAAAAAUAAUCCCAAAAGGCAAAAAUCAAAGGAAAAAAAACAGCAAACUUCUGCAUUGGAUGAUACAGCUAGUUCUCCUUUCUUUGAUUUCUCAAAUAACAAUUUUACUAUCACCAAUGACACAGCUUCAGUGGAUAAUGUAUUGGACUUUUCACAAGGUUACUCUGCAACUCAUUUUCAGAGGAGAUCUGCAUAUGCAUAUCAGGAGCAAUAUGAUUUUUUCCAAUCAUCUCUGUUACCUGGAAACCAAUUGCAAGAAAACCAGUCAUGUGUUCGAGCCGUAAAAACAGUCUCUUGCAGAAAUACGGGGUGGUUUGAAGGCAAAAGGUGGGGAUAUUAGCAGCUAUCAGUUCUAGCAAAUGUUGAUGAUGUCUGCAGCUAAAUGAAUGUUUAGAAAGAGGAAAGGAAUUGGAGCUCAAAAGAGAUUUUUUUUCCUCUUCUUUUUCAAUAUUUUUUUUUUAAUUUUGCUGUCAAUGCAGUGGGAAACAACUUGAAAUAAGAAGUUGGAAUUCCUUUUCCUCUAUCUUAGAAUUAAGUUUGUUGCAAUGAAUAGUGAAAUAUUAGAUUUUGACCUCAUUGGGAGUAAUGGUUACAUAUUGCUUUUGAACU